Messenger RNA from Hyalella azteca, 1267 nucleotides. RefSeq names its product UDP-glucuronic acid decarboxylase 1-like (gene Uxs). The transcript has 8 exons. Gene Ontology annotation, molecular function: NAD+ binding; UDP-glucuronate decarboxylase activity. NCBI's taxonomy places the organism in Eukaryota, Metazoa, Arthropoda, Malacostraca, Amphipoda, Hyalellidae. The record is from RefSeq and is a predicted model, not a curated record. The annotation marks the transcript as partial. Gene Ontology annotation, biological process: D-xylose metabolic process. Gene Ontology annotation, cellular component: cytoplasm.
CAUUUUUCCAGAUUCACUUUUUAAUAAGAUUUAAAUGCAUAGAAUGAAAUCAUAUGUGAGAAGAGAAAAUUAUUCUUGUAUUAUGACUGGACUUGCUGUUAUUGGCAUUGUUCUCUUAUGGAUCAGCAUGACUGCAUCAAGAAGUGAAAGCAGUUCUGAUGUCCCUACAUCAGCAGGGCACGCUGAGCUGCUCAGCAUGCACUCGUCACUACAGGAGAAAAUUUCUUCAAUAAAUCGGAUGCUCAAUGAAAACCCUGCCUUGAAAGGAACUCAAAGCUUAAAUGCUGGCAUUGAAAACGCCUUAACCAAGUUGAAAGAGCUGGAGUCCAGAUUUAAAGAUUUAGAAGUACAAGUGCCUAAAAAAUAUCCUGAUGUGCGUUUCCUCAACUACAAGGACAGGAAAAGAAUUCUUAUCACUGGUGGUGCAGGGUUUGUUGGUUCACAUUUGGUGGACAAGCUGCUUCUGGAAGGCCACGAGGUGAUUGCCGUUGACAACUUCUUCACUGGCCGCAAGCGAAACGUGGAGCACUGGAUCGGCCACCACAACUUUGAACUCAUUAACCAUGAUAUUGUGAACCCGCUCUUUAUUGAAGUAGAUCAGAUCUACCAUUUGGCAAGCCCGGCAUCGCCGCCCCACUACAUGUUCAACCCCGUGAAGACCAUCAAGACCAACACAGUGGGCACCAUCAACGUCUUGGGUCUGGCUAAGCGUGUGGGAGCUCGCGUGCUUCUUGCGAGCACAAGUGAAGUGUACGGUGACCCUGAAGUGCACCCGCAAACUGAGGCGUACUGGGGACACGUUAACCCCAUUGGUCCCCGCGCAUGCUACGAUGAGGCCAAGCGAGUAGCGGAGACGCUGGCGUUCGCAUACCUGCAGCAGGAAGGCGUGCCGGUGAGAAUAUCCCGGAUAUUCAACACGUACGGCCCCCGCAUGCACAUCAACGACGGCAGGGUUGUGUCCAACUUCAUACUACAGGCGCUGCAGGGGCAAGACAUCACCGUAUACGGCAACGGAGCGCAGACACGGUCGUUCCAGUUCGUGACAGACCUCGUGGACGGGCUGGUGCUGCUCAUGAACAGCAACUUCAGUCAGCCCGUCAACAUCGGCAACCCUGACGAACACACCAUCGAUGAGUUCGCGCAGAUCAUCCACGGGAUGGUGGGGGGCGGCAGCGGUGUGGUGCACAAGGCGGCCGUGGAAGAUGACCCGCGACGCCGCAAGCCUGACAUCACGCGCGCCAGGGAGCAGCUCGGCUGGCGGCCUCUG